This is a messenger RNA of Aureobasidium musti, 699 nucleotides long. The record is from the annotation of a GenBank genome assembly. Lineage: Eukaryota; Fungi; Ascomycota; Dothideomycetes; Dothideales; Saccotheciaceae.
AUGUGGGCUGUCGCGGUUAGAAUUGCCCUCAGACUCAAUCUGAACUAUCCUGAGAAAAUGGCUGCUCCGCUUCCUCUGCCUGUGGAACAAUGCAUACGACUUUGGUGGACAAUUGUGGUGUACGACUGGGUCUUAGUGCCAGGAUACAUCCCUCUUGUUCCCGAACAUGAGACCAGGUGCUCACUGCCUGAUAGCACUCCCAAUGCAAACGACUUGACUAUCGAACGCGACGGGAGCACAAUAUCGUCCAAUCGCUACCUGGCCUUCAUGGCUCGUACAGCGAUAGUCUACAACAACUUCCACAGCUCCCUUCAGAAACGCACCAUGACUAAGAGCGAAUCUGUCAGACAAGCCGACGAACGACUUCGUCAGCUCACUGCGAGACUACCUGAAUAUCUCACACCAAACAGCUCGAUACGCAACGCCACCAUCACCAAGCUCGAAGCCGAUCACCCUUGGAUAUACUGGCAGCGUGUGAACGUUACACUUACAUAUCUAACGCAUCGUCUCUCAAUAUACUCGACACUGGAGCCCAACUGGAGAAGCCAUCCGUCCGAGUUCAACUGGGCGAAGUCGAUCUGUCUGCAGGCAGCAUUUGACAUCACAACUAUUGACACGACUUGGGAAAUGCCAAAAUCCUAUCGCCGACACUGGUUAGUAAUAUCCUCCACGAUGCUGCAGAGUUCUGAACCUUACUGA